AAUGAAUGAAUGAGUGAAUGACUGAGGUGUGUAGGUGGCACGUCACCUCUUCUCUGAGUUCCAGUCUUGGGCCCUGCUUUCUCACCCUCCUUACCUGGUACCUGCAGACCCCUCCUUUACCUUCAGUCGCCCACCUAGCCCCUGAUGUCCGUUGAUCACCUGCCAGUCUGUGUCCCACCUGGGUGACUCAGGGGCACACUGCAUCCUCCUGAGAUGGAGCACAGGUCUCAUUUGAGAGGGCGAUCAAGGUGCUGGCGAAUGCUAGGGGUCUCCCCUCUGGCCCGUUAGCCCCACCUGUGCCUGUGCUCUCUUCUUCCCCAUAAUUCUCAGUCUCAAACCCUUUUCCACCCCAGGACCAGGAGAGACUGACCCCACAACACCUAAGGCUCCUGUAACUGGUGGGGGAGGCAGGCUUUGUGUUUGUCUUUGUGAAUAACCUCAGGGCAGAUGGCUUCAAACCCCAGUUUGUUCAUCAGUUAAAAGGAGGUUCCACUGACAAGGGGUGUGAAAGCUCCCUGAGGGUGACCAGAGCCAGGGGCCUUGGUCCUGUCCCCCCCACCCCAUAAGUCAGGCCCAUCCUCCUUCCAAAGACAGCUGGAACAUCAGCAGCUCCCCCUCCCCCUCCCCCAGUCCAGGAGAAGGAAGAAAGAAGUUACUAAGUUACUGGCUACAGCAAUGCUAGUCUUUGGGGUGGGGCUUCCAAUGCCCCCACCUGCAUCACUCUGGUUCUCUAGGAGGCUUAGACAAGGGUAGCCCUCUCAAUGCCCUCUGGGUGGGGUGUGUGGCUGCUUAUUGCUGGUGCUCCCUGCAGCCUGUGUCUUGUCACGCCCCCUCACCCCUGGCCUACCCAGAGGCCAUGCAGCCCCGUGGCAGGUGCAUUUCUGGGGGAGCUGCAGCAAGCCCCCUGUGAUGAUAGGGAACCUCCUACAGCCUGCUCCUCCCUCUUCACACCCCCUUGGAGUAUAAGGAGGGAACUGACAGCCCAGACUCCUCUGCUCCAGAGAGGGAAGGGAAGGGAGAGGAGGCAGGGGUAGAGAGACCAGCUUGGAGGCGGCUGGGUUUCUCCUCUCUUCUGCCCCUCCGCCUGGCACACGGGGCCCAGCCAUGGGGACCUUCAACCUGUGGACAGACUACUUGGGUUUGGCACGGCUGGUGGGGGCUCAGCGUGAGGAGGACGAGCCGGAGACCAGGCUGGACCGCCAGCCAGAAGCAGCGCCAGAACCGGGGGGUCAGCGACCCAGCCCUGAAUCCUCACCAGCUCCCGAACGCCUGUGCUCUUUCUGCAAACACAACGGCGAGUCCCGGGCCAUCUACCAGUCCCACGUGCUCAAGGAUGAAGCGGGCCGGGUGCUGUGCCCCAUCCUCCGCGACUACGUGUGCCCCCAGUGCGGGGCCACCCGCGAGCGCGCCCACACCCGCCGCUUCUGCCCGCUCACCGGCCAGGGCUACACCUCGGUCUACAGCUACACCACCCGGAACUCGGCUGGCAAGAAGCUGGUCCGCUCGGACAAGGCGAGGACGCAGGACACUGGACACGGAUCGCGCCGAGGAGGAGGCGGCGGAGGAGGUGCCUGUGCAGGUGGCUGGGGGGACUCGCUGCACAGGGGGUUCUGCCCUGGGCUGACUUAG
Molecule: messenger RNA, 1629 nt
Organism: Capra hircus (goat)
Lineage: Eukaryota; Metazoa; Chordata; Mammalia; Artiodactyla; Bovidae
Gene: NANOS3
Product: nanos C2HC-type zinc finger 3
Exons: 1
Coding region: 1105-1629 (174 amino acids)
Biological process (GO): oogenesis; negative regulation of translation
Cellular component (GO): perinuclear region of cytoplasm
Molecular function (GO): mRNA binding; zinc ion binding
Source: RefSeq, a predicted model, not a curated record